AUGUCAGUCCCUGUGGAAGAGGUCGAAUUGGACAAGACGAAACAACAAUUCAUAGAGAGCGCUAUCGAUAAUGGUGUUCUCCUCUUUGGACAGUUCACACUCAAGUCGGGUCGAAUCUCACCUUAUUUCUUCAACGCAGGUCGUUUAUACACUUCUUCCCUCUUAGCAGCCACAGCAGAAGCCUACGCGACUUUACUCACGUCAUCCCGUAUACCGGAAUUCGACAUACUCUUCGGACCGGCUUACAAAGGGAUUUCUUUGGCCGCUAUAACAGCUGUGGAAUUGUAUAGAUCUCAUGGUAGAAAUGUUGGAUUUGCUUAUAACCGUAAAGAAGCCAAGGAUCACGGAGAAGGAGGUAACUUAGUCGGUGCCCCACUCAAAGGUAGAAUAGUAAUAAUCGAUGAUGUCUUAACUCGCGGUACUGCAAUCCGAGAAUCUCUCGAAAUGUUUUCAAAUCAUCCCGAAGCUAAAGUCGUCGGAGUUGUACAACUUGUCGAUCGACAGGAAAAAGGACAAGGAACGAAUUUGAGUGCGGUACAACAAUUAGAAGAAGAAUAUGGGUUUCCUAUUGAACCCAUCAUUGGAGUUGGGGAUAUAAUCGGGUAUUUGAAAAUCAAAGGAGGUUGGGAAAAAGAGGUUGAAAGUAUUGAAAAGUACAGAGAGGAAUAUGGAGUGAAGUGA
Tremella mesenterica DSM 1558 is the source of this 681-nucleotide messenger RNA. RefSeq lists its product as uncharacterized. Gene Ontology annotation, biological process: pyrimidine nucleotide biosynthetic process; 'de novo' pyrimidine nucleobase biosynthetic process; pyrimidine ribonucleoside biosynthetic process. NCBI's taxonomy places the organism in Eukaryota, Fungi, Basidiomycota, Tremellomycetes, Tremellales, Tremellaceae. Bases 1 to 681 code for a protein of 226 amino acids. The transcript has 3 exons. Gene Ontology annotation, cellular component: cytoplasm. Gene Ontology annotation, molecular function: orotate phosphoribosyltransferase activity. The record is from RefSeq and is a predicted model, not a curated record.